Messenger RNA from Indicator indicator, 2094 nucleotides. It is a transcript of the gene TXLNB, whose product is annotated as taxilin beta. Gene Ontology annotation, molecular function: syntaxin binding. Lineage: Eukaryota; Metazoa; Chordata; Aves; Piciformes; Indicatoridae. The transcript has 9 exons. The coding region runs from base 1 to 2094 and encodes 697 amino acids. The record is from RefSeq and is a predicted model, not a curated record.
AUGGAGAAUGACCAGUCUCCCACUUCAGCUGGACAGGACAUGCAGGGGCAGAGUGGGGACAAAUCUGCCCCCGGCUCCCAGCCCACUGUCGCAGCCCCCAUGGAGCAGCCAAGUGCCCAGCCCGAAGCAGCUGUGUGUGACAUCUCAGAAGAGCUGAGCCGGCAGCUGGAGGACAUUAUUAAAACCUAUGGGUCUGCCACGAGCCUGGUGGAGAAGGAAAGUGCUACUACAGGAAUCAACAGACCUGAUAAGGGAGAGCCAGGCAGCAUGGAGGAUGCAGAGUAUGAAGAUGCAAAUGAAGAGACUGAGAAAGAGAAGCUGGCUCCUGGGGAUGCUUCCAGAGUGAAGGAGCCCAGUGGCAGCAAGGAGCAAAAGCUGGAGAAGAAAAUCCUGAAAGGGCUAGGGAAGGAAGCCACCCUACUGAUGCAAAGCUUGAACAAACUGAACACUCCAGAGGAGAAGCUGGACCUGCUAUUUAAGAAGUAUGCUGAGCUGCUUGAAGAGCAUCGUGCUGAGCAGAAAAAGCUCAAAUACCUGCAGAAAAGGCAGGCCCAGAUCACCAAGGAGAAGGACCAGCUGCAGAGUGAACACAGCAGAGCCAUCCUUGCCCGCAGCAAGCUUGAGAGCCUGUGCCGGGAGCUCCAGAGGCACAACAAAAACCUGAAGGAGGAAACAAUUCAGCGGGCACGGGAGGAAGAUGAGAAGAGGAAAGAAAUAACUAAUCAUUUCCAGGGCACACUGAGUGAAAUCCAGGCUCAGAUCGAGCAGCAAAGUGAGAGGAACAUGAAGCUUUGCCAGGAGAACACAGAGCUGGCAGAGAAGCUGAAAAGCAUCAUUGACCAGUAUGAACUGCGAGAAGAGCACCUUGAUAAAAUAUUUAAGCACAGAGAACUUCAACAGAAGCUGGUGGAUGCCAAGUUGGAGCAGUCUCGGGAACUGAUGAAGGAAGCUGAGGAGCGACAUCAGAAAGAAAAGGAAUACCUCCUGAACCAAGCUGCUGAAUGGAAGCUCCAGGCCAAAAUGUUAAAGGAGCAAGAGACUGUCCUACAGGCACAGAUCACUCUGUACUCAGAAAGGUUUGAAGAAUUUCAGAAAACUUUAACCAAAAGCAAUGAAGUGUUUGCCACAUUCAAACAGGAGAUGGAGAAAAUGACAAAGAAAAUGAAGAAAUUGGAGAAGGAUACUGCUACAUGGAAAUCCAGAUUUGAGAACUGUAACAGAGCAUUACUGGACAUGAUUGAAGAGAAAGCCAUGAGGACCAAGGAAUAUGAGUGUUUUGUGCUGAAAAUCCAGAGGCUAGAGAACCUUUGCCGGGCUUUGCAGGAAGAGAGGAAUGAAUUGUACCAAAAAAUAAAGCAAGCACAGUUCCCUGAAGAAGUGAAUGGAAAUGGCAUCUUAGAAGAAGAUGAUGCUGAUGCAAGCCCUUCCUCUUCUGAGCAGGAAAGCAUUGAGCUGCAUGCUAGUGAUGAGACCAUGCUGAAGGAACUGGCUGAAGCUUUCAGAGUGUCCCACAAGGCAGAGGAGUCCCUCCCAAGCAACAGAAGUAAUCCAGAGACCUGUGAUGCUCAAACAUGUAAUGCUGCCCUGGAGUCAGAGCUCCCCUCUCCUCUCACCCCACAGGCAGAGGCCAGGAAUCACUGUGAGCAGCCCAGCACAAGCACACCAACACUCACUGAACAUGUGCCAGGACCCACUGAGAGCACGCCAGUCCCCACUGAAGAUAUGACAACACCUACUGAGAAUGUGCCAAAGCCCACCCAAAGCAUGCUUGAACUCCCAGAAAGGGUGACAACACCCCUAGAAAGUGUGCCAGUACCUCCCAAGAGCAUGCCAGUGCCAAAACCUAUUGAAAGUAUGCCAGUGCCAAAACCUAUUGAAACCAUGCCAAUGCCAAAGCCUGUCGAAACCAUGCCAGCAACCCCUGAAAACGUGCCAAUACCCACACAAAACAUGUCCACUUUCCUUGGGAAUAUGCCAGUACCCACGAAAAACCCACCAAAAGCUGCAGAAUAUGUGGAUGACCCAGCAGAGCAGUCUGUACAAGGUCAGUCCACAGAGCAAACAGGGGUCACAGAUAUGGAAGCACUGGAUUGA